This is a messenger RNA of Symbiodinium natans, 618 nucleotides long. The record is from the annotation of a GenBank genome assembly. Lineage: Eukaryota; Dinophyceae; Suessiales; Symbiodiniaceae.
AUGUCUCACACACAGACUCGGUGGCCGCUCGCCUACGGCCUGCGGGCGGCCCUCCCCACAGGAGCGCUGGAUGGAUGGAUGGAAGAGAUUGGGGGUGUCGGCCCGCAAGUGCUCAACAAAACCAACACUUUAGCUGGCACGCCAGAAUACCUGGCGCCUGAAGUGAUCGACUAUCCGCACGACCACGACAUGGCCGUGGACUGGUGGGCACUGGGCGUAAUGGUGUAUGAGCUACUUGCGGGCCAGACGCCCUUCCACGACGAGGGCAUUGCAGAUCCCAUGGCGCGGCUUCUGGCAAUCCGUCGGAGCCAGGAGGAGGCUAUGCAGGAUGGCAUCUGUUUCCCCUUCCACUUCCCCAGCAAAUCCAAAGGUUUCGUCCAGGAUCUGCUGCGCCGCUGUCCGGACAGACUUGGAUGCAGCGGCGGAGCACGGGCAGUGCAAAGUCAUGACAUGUUCAGGUUGCAAAAGUUCAACUUUCAAUCGCUUCGCGCACGCACAUUGCCGAGCCCUUUCCGUCCGGAGGUUGACAUCCCUCAGGUUGGCGUCGACGUCGAGCCCGACUGCUGUUUCACCCUUGAGCUCCUUGUACAAGCAAUCGCUCUCAUUGAAAGAUGUUGA